Molecule: messenger RNA, 1893 nt
Organism: Penicillium pulvis
Lineage: Eukaryota; Fungi; Ascomycota; Eurotiomycetes; Eurotiales; Aspergillaceae
Product: fungal specific transcription factor domain-containing protein
Exons: 4
Biological process (GO): DNA-templated transcription
Molecular function (GO): DNA binding; zinc ion binding
Source: RefSeq, a predicted model, not a curated record
CCAGAUGGCCCGUGUGAAUGGUGUAUUCAUCGUGACCUUGAAUGUACCUUUAACAGGGAAAGGCCACGGAAGAAGCGGCGGAACAGUCUGAAUACACGUGAUCUCGAAACUCUCUCCCGACGUGUUGACCAGCUGGAAAAGGCCUUGGCUCAUGCUCAGUCACUGGCUAUUCUUUCGCAUGGGGCCUCUACGCAGGAUUCAAUAGAAACGAUUGAUACGAAUUGCACCGGCUUAUCUGGGCACCGCUCUUCGCCUGAAUCUGCUUUAGAGCCCACAAAUGACUGCAAUUCGCCCACAAACAGUGAUUCUGCGAAGAAUUCAGUGUCUGUAAGCCAGUUGGGCCCCAAUUGGUAUUUUGAAGGGAUACCCGUCUCAUCGGAAGCGGGACUCCAAUGGAUCUCGACAAGAACCGGUCAGCCUGUCACUGGGACUGAGUUUAGGAUUUCUGAUCUCAAAUGUGCCUUUUCAAAGGCACUUCGGUCAUCGAUCUCACCAAAACUGUGCGAAUUGCCUGAACAGGAAGUUACCCGAAGGAUCUUGACACCUUUUUUUGGCUCGUCAUUUAGACUCGAGUUUCCUGUUUUAAACCAGGACUUGUUUGAGAAGACUAUUGAAAAUGCGUAUGAGCCCGUGGAUAAGAACUUGAUCUCACCCGGCCAGAUUUCAGCAAGGGCCUGUGUUCUAAGUGCUAUCUCCUUCGCAUCUUGUCAGCACACAAGGGGACAGAUACCACUUUCUGUGGAUGUGGAAGCAUGUGCAGCUGAAGCACAUCGUCUCAUUCUGAAUAUCACAGGAGAUAUGGGUUUGGAUACUCUUCAAACGGCUUUAUUGUUGGGACUACAACGCACAUUCCAUGGCCAUUGGCAAGAUGCUGCGUCCUUUCAUUCUAUUGCAUGUCGAAUAGUCUGCUCCUUGAAUGGGCACAUCACUCAACCAGCCGCACAAUUGGGAUCUGAUGGUUCGCAUGUAAAAGCGGGAGAGAGCCAUCAUAUUCGGGUGCUAUUUUGGCUAUGCUACAUGCUAGACAAGGAAAUUUCUCUACGCACUGGCAACCCUCCUCUUCUUAUUGAUGGUUAUUGUGACCUCGAUCCUCUCGAUACCUCCACGGAUUACUUCAACUACCUUUCAAGCCUGUCUGUAUCUCCCACAACCGAAGAAAGAUACGAGGACAUUAUUCCAUUUUUGCCAGCAGACCCUCAUCUGAGUCAUUUGAAGGAGAAAGUUUACUUGCAACUAUAUUCUGCUCGAGCAAUGAAAGACGACGAUAACCAGCUUCUUCUCCAUAUCCGGGAGCUAGAUGAUCAGAUUGAAUGCUGGCGUUCAUCAAUACCUCUCAACUUUCGCCCAGCUCUCUCUGUGUCUCAAAACACACCACCGAAUCCGUCAGAACAAUGCUUCCCAUAUAUAGUUCGAUGCAUGUCUCUACAACUAGAUUACCACCACCUCGUGACGAUAAUUCACACAACGGUGCGCAAAUGCACCGUCGAUUCAAGUGAUGGGGUUCGAGAUCUUCAUGACGUGGUUCAUUCAAGCUUCGAUCUAUCGUUGGAAGCCAGCCGCUCAAGUUUCUGGUGUUUACGGGUUCUCAUCGAAAUUAUUGCAGAAGAUGCAUUCCGAUUCAUCACUGCCUAUUCCACAACUGCUGCCACCUCACUCUUUCUCAAUAUUGUGAUACAUCCACUCGAUAAACAAGCGCAGCGUGAUUUGGAACUGUUGAUGUCUGCAGCAAACAUGAUACGAAAUAUGCCUAUGGUGACUUUGACGCAGAGAGAGACUAACGUAAUCCAAGAAACUGCGAGCUGUGUGAUGAGGUUGGUGUGGCUUGGCAGCUGUGCCGUGACGAAGGCUGAAAGAGAGAUCAACUCAACGGGCAUAGUUUCUGAAUUGGGCUAG